This is a messenger RNA of Silurus meridionalis, 610 nucleotides long. Its product is annotated as hemoglobin embryonic subunit alpha-like. The transcript is spliced from 4 exons. Bases 115 to 546 code for a protein of 143 amino acids. Gene Ontology annotation, cellular component: haptoglobin-hemoglobin complex; hemoglobin complex; blood microparticle. Gene Ontology annotation, biological process: hydrogen peroxide catabolic process; oxygen transport. The record is from RefSeq and is a predicted model, not a curated record. Gene Ontology annotation, molecular function: oxygen binding; haptoglobin binding; heme binding. NCBI's taxonomy places the organism in Eukaryota, Metazoa, Chordata, Actinopteri, Siluriformes, Siluridae.
CAGCAGGCCACUCAAGAUCUUCGACUCUAACCCAUGUAAACUAUAUCUUCAUGCAGCUGGUCUUGUGUCAAGUUGGAACAAUUGGUUUACAGAAGUCAAGACCACUCUGAAACCAUGAGUCUCUCUGCCAAAGACAAAGCUGCCAUCAAAGCCUUCUGGGACAAGAUCUCCUCAAAGGCUGAGGAAAUCGGUAGCCAAGCUCUGUACAGGAUGCUGACUGUUUAUCCUCAGACCAAAACCUACUUUACCCAUUGGACGGACAUGAGCUUCAACUCUGCUCAGUUGAAGAAGCAUGGAAAGACUGUAAUGUCUGGUGUUGAAGUGGCUGUCAACAAAAUCGAUGAUCUGACCAGCGGGAUGCUCAGCCUAAGCGAGCUGCACGCUUACCAGCUGCGUGUUGAUCCAGCCAACUUCAAGAUCCUCUCACACAAUUUGCUUGUGGUUCUGGCCAUCCUGUUCCCCACUGACUUUACUCCUGAUGUACACGUGUCUAUGGAUAAGUUUCUUGCUGCAGUGUCCCUGGCCCUCUCCGAGAAGUACAGAUAAACCCCUCUGCAGAGACCAGAACAGAGACCACCACACGCACAAUCUCUUUCUCAGAGCUUGUAAA